Messenger RNA from Tyto alba (common barn owl), 1747 nucleotides. RefSeq names its product coiled-coil domain containing 134 (gene CCDC134). Bases 495 to 1109 code for a protein of 204 amino acids. The record is from RefSeq and is a predicted model, not a curated record. The transcript is spliced from 6 exons. NCBI's taxonomy places the organism in Eukaryota, Metazoa, Chordata, Aves, Strigiformes, Tytonidae.
UCUCUGCAGCCUGCCCCUCGUCCCACAUACACCUUCGCGCCUGCGGAGGCUGGAGGGAGCUGGUGCACAGGGAAAGGGUCAGAGACCGCGGAAAGGGUCACAGAGGGGUGGAAGAGAGAAGGCCCAGAACCGCUGGGCGGUUGCCUCUGCUCCUCUGUAGACGGGCUUGAGCCGAGCUCCUGGCUUUGCUAACCCAGCGCCUGGCUCGGUGCAGGGGCGGAGGUGGGUUUUCUGGCAGUGCCUGGCAUUCUCCCCAGCACGGCGCUUUUCCUUUCUGCUCCAGGAUGCGGGGUGCCGAGCACCUCUCCCGCUCCGCUCUCGGGAGCGGUGAGGUCAGCCAGGAAGCAGAGCACGCCUGCGGGUCUCGGUGGUUUGGUGGGAGAGGGCUCCUGGGCUUGCAGCACUCGCCCUGCGCCGCCGGCGUGCGGUCGGUCGCCCGCGAGGCGGUGGGCUGAUGCGAGCCCCUCCUAGCACACAGCAGCAACCGGCAAAUUAUGAAAAGCGGUGCAGAUAAAAAGCUGUUUGAGGUGAAGCGCAAGGACCAGAUGAAUGCCCUGAAGAACCUGAUUGAGCUCAAUGACGUCAACCAGCAGUACAAAAUCAUCGACAUCAUGCUCAAGGGACUCUUCAAAGUGCUGGAGGACUCCCGGGCUGUGCUCAUCGCUGCUGACGUGCCUCCUGAUGGGCCUUUCCCUCAGGAUGAGAAGAUAAAGGAUGCGUACUCCCACGUGGUGGAGAACACCGCCUUCUUUGGGGACGUCGUCCUGCGCUUCCCCAAGAUCGUGCACCACUACUUCGACCGCAACUCCAACUGGAACAGCCUCAUCCGCUGGGGCAUCGGCUUCUGCAACCUGACGGGCGUGUUUGAGCAGGGACCCCACUCCCAGGUCCUGGGGCUGAUGGCUCAGGAGCUGGGAAUCAGCGAGAAAUCGCCCGAUUACCGCAAUCCCUUUAAAACGGACCAUUCUGAGAUGGUGAGCUCAUUGACACCCCCCCACCUGGUUAUACCCGAUCUCUGCCCAACUUUUGCCUCUGUGGGAACAGCUCUCCCUUCUUUCCAGUGGCUUUUUUACCAAGGAACAAGUCUUUCAUCGGUCAUCCGUGGUUGAAAAGGCCGAUGGCGCCGGUUCCCAGCCCGACAGCAUCCCCUUUUCCCAGGAGGCUGCUGCAGGGCGUCCCUGCAGCGAGGCGAACAGGCACAGAAUGUUUGGGAAGGGAGGGAUUUUGGCUCUCGGCCCCAUUUGCAGCAGCUGUGUGCCCAUAGCGCGAGCACUGCUGACGCUGAAGGUGCUGAGGAACCAGCCCUGAGCCUGUCCUGCACCCCCACGCCGUCCCAUCCCUCCGGUGUGGGGCUCUUCCUCUCUAGUUUAGUUCCCCAAACCCACUUCUCGGGGGGGGGGGGGGGGGCGACAACACGACAGCAGGGAGGGAGCCAGCCAGGGGGCUGCGACCCUCCGUGGGGUCUCUGGGCUGCAGCAGGAGCCGAGAUGAGGGGCUGGCCCCGGGACCCGGCACAGCAACCCUGCGUUUUCCUGUGGUCGCUGAUGAACUCACACCCGAGGAGGCUUUUGCGGGGGGGUGGGGGGGGGCCGUCCCCUGAGAAGCGGGUGCUUUGUGCCGGGCUGGGGGCACCGCGGCCCUUGGGAAAGGGGAGAUGCUCUGAAUUUUUAACUGCAGAGCCAAGUCUGGGGGCGCGAUGGGCGCGUGUUUUGUUUUUCUUGAAUAAAUUUGACUUUAUUAUUUUUAA